This is a messenger RNA of Saitoella complicata NRRL Y-17804, 1250 nucleotides long. RefSeq names its product DUF558-domain-containing protein. The record is from RefSeq and is a predicted model, not a curated record. Gene Ontology annotation, molecular function: rRNA (uridine-N3-)-methyltransferase activity. Gene Ontology annotation, biological process: rRNA base methylation. NCBI's taxonomy places the organism in Eukaryota, Fungi, Ascomycota, Saitoellomycetes, Saitoellales, Saitoellaceae. The transcript has a single exon. The coding region runs from base 35 to 805 and encodes 256 amino acids.
CGAAUUCCACCCUCAGUCUACGAGCUCCCGCACAAUGAACCUCAUCCUCCUCCUACCAGAAGAUCUCUCGCCAGACAGUACAACAGCAACCCUCAUAGACUCCCGCCGCUGCAAUCACAUUCAUACCGUCCUCCAUCCCUCCCCCGGCUUCACCAUCCAAGUCGGUCUCCUGAACGACAAAAUCUGCACCGCGACCGUAUUGUCAUGCUCACCCAAAGUAGUCGAACUACGGCUUCCUUCGCGGGAUGAUUCCGCAGCCUGGAGGAAUCCCCCGAAGAAAUUGCCAUUCACUCUAGUCCUGGCCCUCCCCCGUCCGAAAGUUUUGGACCGCGUCGUACUCGCCGCUGCGUCACUAGGCGUCAAGUCCCUCAUCCUCAUCCCCGCAUGGCGCGUCGAGAAGUCAUAUUGGGGUUCACCCAAAACACAGCCAGCCCGGUUACGGGAACAAGUGCUUCUGGGGUUGGAGCAGGCGUGUGACACCGUCGAGAUGACCAUCGAAAAGGUCGAGAGGUUUGCGCCGUGGGUGCGGUCGUGGACGGACAAACCUCAAGGUAGAAGAUUCUUUGCGCACGUGGAAGGGGGAAGGGAAUGUCCGUAUAACAUCUUGAGUGCUAACUCUGAUGGGGAUAACUUGACUCAAGAGGAUGAAGGAGAGGGCGUGGUCGCCGUUAUCGGACCUGAGGGUGGCUGGGUUCCAUCUGAGGUCGAUGCGUUGACGGAAGCUGGGUUUGACUGUGUUGGGUUGGGACCUCGGAUUUUGAGAACGGAGACGGCGGUUGCGUGUCUUGUGGGAAGGAUGUUUUGAGGUGUCUUGGAGACAUGGUGAGGCAGGCGUGAGUGCGCUAUGAGGAGUGGGAAAGGAGUUUUGAUCAACGAGCUGUCGUCUUGCUCGCGGUGUGCAUCAACGGGAUGGUAGAUGCGUGCGGUCGACCCUCGGAGAACGCAUGUCCCCUCACGUUAUAUUUUCCAUUUAAGCUUGGAAAUGCAAUGCCGACUGAGUGCGUCGGAUUGGCAGGCGGCCUAGUGGUUCGUCACAGCCUUAGCUGGAACUGAAGGUGGUCUGCUUCGGCACAUGUGGGUAGCGGAUUUAGGUAGAGCCUUGGAUUAUCCUGGCUUUUGCUAUAUUUCUAUGGUUCGUGGGGAAUGGUUGGUCGCAUGCUCCAUACCGCUAAGCACUGAGACCUGUGGUGGGAAGGCCUAGCCAUAGAUACAAAGCGAAGCGCAUUCCAAAUACAUUCAGUAACAUGAAU